CACCUUAAGCAUUUCCACUCACCAAAGAUUGUUAUACAUAAUACAUAUACAUACACUAACACACACACGAAGAAAAAUCUUGCAGGAAUUUGGAAAUAAUGGCAAGCCCAAGAUUGUUAGGUUCUGUAUUCUUGGUCUUGUUUCUUGUAGACCUUUGCUUUGCUGGUAGGCCUUAUAUUGGAACCGGAGGAGGUGGAGGCGGAGGUGGAGGAGAAGGAGGCGGAGGUGGUGGUGGUUCAGGAGGACUUGGGUCUGGUUCUGGUUAUGGUGAAGGUUACGGGUCUGGAGGUGGUGAAGGAUAUGGUGGUGUAGAAGGGUAUGGUAAAGGUGCAGGUGGUGGCGGAGGUGGUGGUGGAGGUAGUGGUGGUGGUGGUGGUGCGUCUGGUUCCGGUGGAGGGUAUGGUGAAGGUUAUGGGUCUGGCGGUGGCUCCGGUUAUGGGUCUGGUGUUGGGAAAGGAGGAGGUGGAGGUGGAGGUGGUGGGAAAGGUGGUGGUGGUGGUGGAGGAGGAGGAAAUGGAAGUGGGUCAGGAUAUGGGUCCGGAUAUGGUAGUGGAGGCGGAUCUGGAUAUGGGAGUGGAGGAGGAAAUGGAGGAGGAGGAGGUGGUGGCAGUGGCGGUGGUGGUGGAGGAGGUGGAGGCAUUGGCGGUGGAAAUGGAUCUGGGCAUGGCAGCGGAUCGGGUUAUGGGGCAGGAGCUGGAUAUGGAGGAGGAGGAGGAGAGUAUGGUGGUUACCAUUAAGCAAUACCAAGAAAGUGCGUAGUAUGUCUUUGCGCUUUAGGUAGCAAUUUAUAGAUGAGUCUUGGCAUUGUUAUGUUAGAAUAAAUUUGCAGCUGGUCUGAACCGCCUGCGGCGGUGAUGGUGGUGGUGCAUUUGUGCAUGUUGCAAUAGUAUAAUGUACCUAAUUGUCAUGUUUCUUAUUUUAUGUGAUGAAUAAAGUUUUUAUCUUUUGCUUUUUAUUCCAA
This is a messenger RNA of Jatropha curcas, 961 nucleotides long. RefSeq lists its product as uncharacterized. Lineage: Eukaryota; Viridiplantae; Streptophyta; Magnoliopsida; Malpighiales; Euphorbiaceae. The record is from RefSeq and is a predicted model, not a curated record.